Molecule: messenger RNA, 702 nt
Organism: Trichoderma gamsii
Lineage: Eukaryota; Fungi; Ascomycota; Sordariomycetes; Hypocreales; Hypocreaceae
Product: vesicle-associated membrane protein 7
Exons: 2
Coding region: 1-702 (233 amino acids)
Biological process (GO): vesicle-mediated transport
Cellular component (GO): membrane
Source: RefSeq, a predicted model, not a curated record
AUGGCGUCCUCUUCUGCUGCAACUCCGCUCCUUUACUCCUGCAUCGCCCACGAAACAACAAUCCUAUCUGAGUGCACCACCUCAGCCUCCUCACAGACCUCAUCGCUCGCCUCUCUCAUCCUGCCAAAGAUCGAGCAUUCAACCCCCCAGAAGUUGACGUAUACCCACGGCACGCACCAGAUUCACUAUGUCGCCGAGGCGCCGUCCGAUUAUCCUGACCACCCGGCCGCCGGCGGCCUGACUUUUCUCGUCAUCGCAGACGGAUCGUUAGGCCGUCGCGUUCCAUUUGGCUACCUGUUGGAGAUUCGCAAGCGCUUUUUCGAAAAGUUCCCCGAGAGCAGCGACUUUGCCGACAUGCCAAACUACGGCGCCGGCUCGUUCAACGCCGAGAUGAAGAACCUGAUGGUGGAGUUUGGCACGACGAGCGGCGGCAUGAACGACGCGAUUGGCAAUGCGAAGCGGGAGAUUGACGAUGUUAGAGGCAUCAUGACGAAGAAUAUCGAAAGCUUGCUCGAGCGAGGCGAGAGGAUCGACUUGCUCGUUGACAAGACGGACAGGCUGGGGAACAGCGCUCGAGACUUCCGGGUGCGGAGCCGCGGGUUGAAGCGACAGAUGUGGUGGAAGAAUGUGAAGCUCAUGGCGCUCCUCAUUCUGGUCGUGGUUCUUAUCCUGAUGAUAAUUAUCAUUUCAGUCAAGGGCUGA